AUGGAGAGUCAGCUACGCUACGACACAAGUUUCAGCUACAUCCUUAGAAGCAGCCUGCUCUCCUCUAACCUGACAAUCGAUUCAGUCAACACGACACACACCGACAGUGUGUUUGAAGGGUGCGAACAAAUGGUGAGUGGUAUCAUUUUUGACCUAGCUAUACAAUGCUUCAACGUGAUCGUUGGAAUACCUGCCAACAUCCUGGUCCUCGCAAACCUAAUAAAGAUCCGAAAUGAGCCAUUAACUUCUGAUAUCUUCCUGGGCUGCCUGGCUUUCAUGGACGCCUACUUUGGAUUCAUGACAAUCAUAUCAUCCCUCAAUCUCUUCCACUGGAGGAGCACUAUGGCUUGGAUGGCUUUGAAGUUCUCAUACGGUGUGAAGGACACCAGUGGGCCGCUCUUCCUCUCCUGCGUCUGUCUGGAUCGCUUUAUAGCCGUACUCUUUCCCAUCGCAUUCGGACAGUUGAAGGCCAUCAAAUACAGGAUCAGCCUGACCAUCGUGGUUCUUCUGCUCACUUUUGCUUAUGCUUCGGCCAAAACUGUUGGUGGGGUACCAAACUUUGAGAAGGUUUUCACUGGUGAGGUCUUGUUUGCGUUCACCUGGAUGGUGGUGUGUAAUGUGGCCGUCCUCUGGGCCCUGAAACGCUCACGAGGUUCUGGUAAAGAUGAGAUGAAUCCUAUGAAAAGAAAGGCCUUUAAGAUGGUGCUGUCUAUUUUGAUCAUAAUCAUAAGCAACUAUCUCCCUCCAGUGGCUCUGUUCCCCUUUGAAGACCACUAUCCCCAUAAGGUCUUCACUUGCUAUGUGCAGCCAGUAUGUUUUGCCUUCGUAAACAUCAGCAGCACUAUCCAGCCUUUAACUUACUUAUCCCGCUUAGAGAAAGUACCAUUCUUACCAGAAUCUUGUGCAGAGAAGGUAAGCUGCAAGAAAAAAGACAAGCCCUCAAAUGAAUGACAUCAACAGCGUCUGAAAUAUUCUGUUAAAAUGAUUUAACAUACUUCUGUAGUAGUAACUGAAUUUCACUAGUUCACCAGUCUGCUACCUAUACUCAUGUAUAAUCAUUGAAUCAAUUAUAACAUGAACUUGGAUAUUUGUAGAAAUAUAUUGUACUGGAGG
Messenger RNA from Carassius carassius (crucian carp), 1113 nucleotides. RefSeq names its product G-protein coupled receptor 183-like. The record is from RefSeq and is a predicted model, not a curated record. The transcript has a single exon. The coding region runs from base 1 to 951 and encodes 316 amino acids. Gene Ontology annotation, biological process: phospholipase C-activating G protein-coupled receptor signaling pathway; positive regulation of Rho protein signal transduction. Gene Ontology annotation, molecular function: G protein-coupled receptor activity. Gene Ontology annotation, cellular component: membrane. Lineage: Eukaryota; Metazoa; Chordata; Actinopteri; Cypriniformes; Cyprinidae.